AUGGCCUCCGCCGAACCCAGACAAGAGAAGAAGCGUAAAGAGUCCAUCAUUGACUUGUCAAAAUAUCUGGACAAACGAAUCCGUGUGAAAUUCACCGGCGGUCGCGAGGCCACUGGUAUCCUUAAGGGCUGCGAUAACUUACAAAACAUGGUUUUGGACAACACUACAGAAUACCUUCGUGAACCAGAUGAUCCUUCAAGACUGUCGGAAGACACUCGAGAACUUGGUCUUGUAGUGUGUCGAGGACCGUCGGUAGAGUUAGUAUGUCCCGCCGAUGGAAUGGAGGCAAUCGCGAAUCCUUUUGCACAGGCUGAAUAA
Dibothriocephalus latus is the source of this 318-nucleotide messenger RNA. The record is from the annotation of a GenBank genome assembly. NCBI's taxonomy places the organism in Eukaryota, Metazoa, Platyhelminthes, Cestoda, Diphyllobothriidea, Diphyllobothriidae.